CUAAAGCCACCUGGGAACGGUAUCAAGAAGAAAGCCUGUGAAGCCUUCUAAGAUGGGAAAGACAAAAGAAAGCUGGCAGGAUUGUGCUUGCUAAGGUGUGACUGUGCAGUAUCUGUGGCUUUUUCUGACCUCCUCCCACCCCUGCACCCAACACCCAUCAUCAAACUCACAUCGGAUGAUUCAGGCAUGGCUCUGCUAACACUUUAUUAAAAGCAUGGAUUAACUUUACUUCCAAGUUUAUUUUUACUGCACCAUCCCAUUUGUGGAAACAACUAGCUUACUCAGCUUUUUUUUCCUUUUAUAAAGGAAACAACAGAAAAGUAAAAGGAGGAAAGAAAACAAGAGGUGAGUGAGGCAACUGAAAACUGUUCUUGGACCUGCGGUGCUAUUGAGCAGGCUCUUCUAGGUUGGCAGUUGCCAUGGAAUCUGGACCCAGAAUGUUGGCCCCCGUUUGCCUGGUGGAAAAUAACAAUGAGCAGCUAUUGGUGAACCAGCAAGCUAUACAGAUUCUUGAAAAGAUUUCUCAGCCAGUGGUGGUGGUGGCCAUUGUAGGACUGUACCGUACAGGGAAAUCCUACUUGAUGAACCAUCUGGCAGGACAGAAUCAUGGCUUCCCUCUGGGCUCCACGGUGCAGUCUGAAACCAAGGGCAUCUGGAUGUGGUGCGUGCCCCACCCCUCCAAGCCAAACCACACCCUGGUCCUUCUGGACACCGAAGGUCUGGGCGAUGUGGAAAAGGGUGACCCUAAGAAUGACUCCUGGAUCUUUGCCCUGUCUGUGCUCCUGUGCAGCACCUUUGUCUACAACAGCAUGAGCACCAUCAACCACCAGGCCCUGGAGCAGCUGCAUUAUGUGACGGAGCUCACAGAACUAAUUAAGGCAAAGUCCUCCCCAAGGCCUGAUGGAGUAGAAGAUUCCACAGAGUUUGUGAGUUUCUUCCCAGACUUUAUUUGGACAGUACGGGAUUUCACUCUGGAGCUGAAGUUGAACGGUCACCCUAUCACAGAAGAUGAAUACCUGGAGAAUGCCUUGAAGCUGAUUCAAGGCAAUAAUCCCAGAGUUCAAACAUCCAAUUUUCCCAGGGAGUGCAUCAGGCGUUUCUUUCCAAAACGGAAGUGUUUCAUCUUUGACCGGCCAACAAAUGACAAAGACCUUCUAGCCAAUAUUGAGAAGGUGUCAGAAAAGCAACUGGAUCCCAAAUUCCAGGAACAAACAAACAUUUUCUGUUCUUACAUCUUCACUCAUGCAAGAACCAAGACCCUCAGGGAGGGAAUCACAGUCACUGGGAAUCGUCUGGGAACUCUGGCAGUGACUUAUGUAGAGGCCAUCAACAGUGGAGCAGUGCCUUGUCUGGAGAAUGCAGUGAUAACUCUGGCCCAGCGUGAGAACUCAGCGGCCGUGCAGAGGGCAGCUGACUACUACAGCCAGCAGAUGGCCCAGCGAGUGAAGUUCCCCACAGACACGCUCCAGGAGCUGCUGGACGUGCAUGCGGCCUGUGAGAGGGAAGCCAUUGCAAUCUUCAUGGAGCACUCCUUCAAGGAUGAAAAACAGGAAUUCCAGAAGAAGUUCAUGGAAACCACAAUGAAUAAGAAGGGGGAUUUCUUGCUGCAGAAUGAAGAGUCAUCUGUUCAAUACUGCCAGGCUAAACUCAAUGAGCUCUCAAAGGGACUAAUGGAAAGUAUCUCAGCAGGAAGUUUCUCUGUUCCUGGAGGGCACAAGCUCUACAUGGAAACAAAGGAAAGGAUUGAACAGGACUAUUGGCAAGUGCCCAGGAAAGGAGUAAAGGCAAAAGAGGUCUUCCAGAGGUUCCUGGAGUCACAGAUGGUGAUAGAGGAAUCCAUCUUGCAGUCAGAUAAAGCCCUCACUGAUAGAGAGAAGGCAGUAGCAGUGGAUCGGGCCAAGAAGGAGGCAGCUGAGAAGGAACAGGAACUUUUAAAACAGAAAUUACAGGAGCAGCAGCAACAGAUGGAGGCUCAAGAUAAGAGUCUCAAGGAAAACAUAGCCCAACUGAAGGAGAAGCUGCAGAUGGAGAGAGAACACCUACUGAGAGAGCAGAUUAUGAUGUUGGAGCACACGCAGAAGGUCCAAAAUGAUUGGCUUCAUGAAGGAUUUAAGAAGAAGUAUGAGGAGAUGAAUGCAGAGAUAAGUCAAUUUAAACGUAUGAUUGAUACUACAAAAAAUGAUGAUACUCCCUGGAUUGCACGAACCUUGGACAACCUUGCCGAUGAGCUAACUGCAAUAUUGUCUGCUCCUGCUAAAUUAAUUGGUCAUGGUGUCAAAGGUGUGAGCUCACUCUUUAAAAAGCAUAAGCUCCCCUUUUAAGGAUAUUAUAGAUUGCACAUAUAUGCUUUGGACAAUUUUUGAUCUGUAUGUUUUUCAUUUUCAUUCGGCAAGUUUUUUUUUUUUUUUUUGUCAGAGCCUUACUCUGUCGCCCAGGCUGGAGUACAGUGGUGCAAUCUCAGCUCACUGCAACCUCUGCCUCCCGGGUUCAAGAGAUUCACCUGCCUCAGCCCCCUAGUAGCUGGGAUUAUAGGUGCACACCACCACACCCAGCUAAUUUUUGUAUUUUUAGUAGAGAUGGGGUUUCACUAUGUUGGCCAGGCUGGUCUCGAACUCUUGACCUCAAAUGAUCCACCUGCCUCGGCCUCCCAAAGUGCUGGGUUUACAGGCAUGAGCCACCAUGCCCAGGCCUCAUUUAGCAAAGUUUUAAACAUAAAAAGUGCUUAUUAGAGGAUAUCAGUGCCUGGCCCACAUGAGAGAACAGAUCCAAACACACUUUGAAAAACCUUGUUCACUUUUAGGAAAUAUAAUUUUGAAAAAUAAUUUACAUACAAGAGGUCCACUGAGGCAUUGCUUUUAAUGGCAAAAUAUUGGAAUGUACUUGAAUGUCCUUCACAUUAGAUUGGUAAGAUAAAUUUUAGUAUGUGCAUGUACUGGAAUAUUAUAUAGCCAGUAAACAAAUUGACAAUGAAGCUCUAUUUGUACCAGUAAAGAAUGGUCUUGAAGAGAUAUUGUAAAAUGAAAAAAAAAAAAGCCAAGUUGUAAAGCAAUGUAGAUUAUCUUAUCAGCAUGGAAAAAAUGCAAUGAUUAUAUGGAAGCAUGCAAAUAUAUCUCUGGAAAGAUUAA
Molecule: messenger RNA, 3125 nt
Organism: Pan troglodytes (chimpanzee)
Lineage: Eukaryota; Metazoa; Chordata; Mammalia; Primates; Hominidae
Gene: GBP6
Product: guanylate binding protein family member 6
Exons: 11
Coding region: 420-2321 (633 amino acids)
Molecular function (GO): GTP binding; GTPase activity
Source: RefSeq, a predicted model, not a curated record